AUGUCUUCUCGCUCUGUUCGUCGGUCGGUCUCAGGAGAUGUCCUGUCCGCCCUAAUCAGCGGACUGGAGGUGCUGCAAGCCGCGUCAAAUGUUGUUGCUAAUGUGCCACUACUGAAUGGCAUAGUCAGCUCGGCUCUGGGACUCGCCAGGACAAUAGAAGCUAUCGGAACCGACAGGGAGCGGUUCCUCCGCCUUGCCCGCCGUGUCUCGGAGCUUUCUAUGCAUAUAGAGGAGUCGAUAGAUUGCGAUUUUAAUGCCAUCGACGAUGGCCUCACGGUAACUUUAAUUGAGCUGCAAGCACUAAUGGACCGUAUCCGGAGUGAAGUUGAGAAGCAACUUCGGCGCAGUGCGCUCAGUCGCUUGCUACAUCAGGCAUCCAUUUCCUCAACCUUGGAGGAUCAUUUAGAUGCCCUUGACAGCGCGUGGCGGGCAUUCGAUACCGCGUGUCUCAUAGCUCUUCGCAUGAAGAUGGAAAGGCAAGCGCUGUACGACGACCGCUCUCAGGUCAGUUUACCUCAGGCAGCGGAGACGCUCAGUCUGAUGAAUGAAACACGCAGCUCCGAUUGUUUCGCUGGAGCGAUCUCCGACCUCCAUUGUUACAUACUAUCCGAACUUGUGGGUUGUUUCCCACCCGUCUGGUUAUCUGAUCACUCAAUGCACUUUUUCUUAAGGCAUCACCCUUAUGUGUCCCAGGUCCUUGGGUAUUCUCAUCCGUCCGUUCCCGAGAAACUCUAUGUCAUGGAGUCUGGUAUGCCUUCAAUUAAGAUACAAUGA
This is a messenger RNA of Dichomitus squalens LYAD-421 SS1, 774 nucleotides long. RefSeq lists its product as uncharacterized. The coding region runs from base 1 to 774 and encodes 257 amino acids. Lineage: Eukaryota; Fungi; Basidiomycota; Agaricomycetes; Polyporales; Polyporaceae. The transcript is spliced from 5 exons. The record is from RefSeq and is a predicted model, not a curated record. Gene Ontology annotation, biological process: cell surface receptor signaling pathway.